This is a messenger RNA of Pediculus humanus corporis (human body louse), 3159 nucleotides long. RefSeq names its product structural maintenance of chromosome, putative. Gene Ontology annotation, molecular function: damaged DNA binding; single-stranded DNA binding; ATP hydrolysis activity. The coding region runs from base 1 to 3159 and encodes 1052 amino acids. The transcript is spliced from 13 exons. Gene Ontology annotation, biological process: double-strand break repair via homologous recombination. The record is from RefSeq and is a predicted model, not a curated record. Gene Ontology annotation, cellular component: site of double-strand break; Smc5-Smc6 complex; nucleus. Lineage: Eukaryota; Metazoa; Arthropoda; Insecta; Psocodea; Pediculidae.
AUGGGUGAAAAUAAGGAAAAUGAAUGGAAUCAAAAUAUGAAUAAUUCAAACAUCUUGGAAGUUUUGGCUGGAAAAAUUGAAUGUUUGCAAAUAACUAACUUUAUGUGUCAUUCGAAUUUGGAAAUCAAAUUCAAUAGCAUGAUAAAUUUUAUCACUGGACGAAAUGGAAGUGGGAAAAGUGCAAUCAUGACUGCUUUAAUCGUAGUAUUGGGAGGUACAGCAACUAUCACAGGCAGAGGAUCUGGUCUUUCAGAUUUUAUUAAAAAAGGUGAAAAUUGGGCAAAAAUCUCGAUAACAUUAUUAAACGAAGGACAUAAUUCUUAUAAAAAAGAAUACUAUGGAAGUAAAAUCAUAAUAUCGAGAAAUAUAUCGAAAACAGGGUCUAAUUCAUAUGUAUGUAAAUCAGAAAAUGGUGUCAUUGUGUCUAAGAAAAAAGAAGAAGUUGAUAAAAUAAUAUUAGCUUUCAAUUGGCAAAUAAAAAAUCCUGUUUGUAUAUUAAAUCAAGAUGUUGCUCGAAGUUUUUUAUGCACUAGCGAUGAUGAAAUGAGAUUUACAAUGUUUUCAAAAGCUACACAGUUGGAUUAUUUAAAAAUUUUAUAUGUUAAAACAAUGGAACUUUUAACAGUGACUAAAAAACAAUUACAAAUAAAAGAAAAGGGAGUAGAAAAAGCAAGUCAGGAAGUGCAAAGUCUCAAAGAAAAACUAGCAUUAUUUGUAAGUUUAGAAAAACGUGUACACGAAUUAAGAGAUUUAGAAAAUGAAUAUUUAUGGUCUUUGGUUGCUCAAGAAGAACAAAAAUUAGUUAAAUUUAACAUAGAAAAAAAAAAUUUACAUAAAAAAAAGGAAGAAAUUUUACAAGUGGAAAUUAGUUUUGAAAAAACACUCGGUGAUUUAAAAUUAGAAAUGGAAAACAUUGAAAAAAAAGUAAAAGAAUUAAAAAUUUUAGAAAAAGAAAAUAAAAAUGUCAAACAUAGUAUAACAAAUCAAGUUUUUGAAUUAGAAAAUGAAAUACAAAAAAAUGAAACUCAAUUGAAUCAUUUUUUAGGAAAAGAAGAAAGAAAUCAAUCUGAUAUAAAUGGAAUUAAAGAACAUUUGAUGAAAUGCGAAACCAGUUCUUCUCAAGAUGAGGAGGGAAAAAAACAAAUCAGCAAUAAAAUAAGUAAAUUAAAAGAAAAUUUAACCGAAUUGAGAGAAAAAAUGAAAAAUAUUGAAAUCGAAAUGAAUUCAGCUCAAGAUGCAAAAAUGCAAAACUCAAAAAUAUUAGAAGGUUUAAAUUUAGAAGUUGAAGAAUUACAACAAAAUAAAGUAAGAUUAGAAACUCUUAUUAGAAAUAGUAAAUUAAAAAAUCGAAAUAAUUAUCAUAAAUAUGGUCCAUUUACACAAGAUUUAUUAACCGCCAUUGAAGAUGCAUGGAAAAAAAAUUUAUUUAUCAAGAAACCAGUUGGACCUUGCGGUGUUCACGUGACAUUUUCAGGAGAUCCAAAAUGGGGAAAAGCUGUAGAAUCAAUUUUGGGUAGUCUCAUGACUUCGUAUUGCUGCGAUGGUCAAAAGGAUUUUCAAGUUUUAAGCGACAUAAUGAAUAAAGUUUGCGGAAACAAACAGCAUCCUCCUGUCAUCAUCAGUAAAUUUUUAUCAUCGAGACAUAACGUGUCGUCUAAAAGAGUAAUUUUGGAAAAUCAUCCAUCGAUUUUAGACGUUUUAACAUUUGAUAACGAUGUCGUAUUUAAUACGUUUAUAGAUCAGGCGAGGAUAGAAACGAUUGUCCUUUUCGAAACCGAUGAAGAAGCCGCAGCUUUGAUGUCACGCAUAGAAAAUGUACCGAAAAAUUUAUUCAUGGGAUUAACAAUUUCCUGCGAUCAAUAUUUUCCAGCUCCCAAUUAUAGAACGUAUUAUGGAAAUUCAAAGAGAAUGGUUAUGUUUUUCGAAAAUAUAUCGAGUAACGAGGAUGCGUUACAAAAAAUUGAAAUGGAAAGUCUGACCGUAAAUAAGUCGUUGGAGAGAAAAAAAUUGGAAAUUAUCGAAGCGAAAAAUUUAAAUGCGAAAGCAAACGACACUCUCAAAUCGUUCCAGGAAAAAAUGAAAGAAUUCAAACACGUGGAAAGAAAAAUUCAAGUGGAAAUAAAUCAAUUAUCUGAUUUUCAAGAUACCAGACCUGUGACAAUAACAAAAGUGGCUUUAGAAGAAGAGGUUUGGGAGAUUUCGUCGAAAGUAACUCAUUAUAGAAAUUGUAUCGACAAGCUGGUGUCGCAAAAAAACGAACUCGUAAUCAAAUUGAAUUCCAUGGCUAUGGACGAAACAAUAGCAGAAGAAAAUUUAAAAAAGAUUAAAGAAAGUUUGGAGGACAAAAAUAGAGAAUGCAGGGAUUUGGUGAAUCGAAAAAAUACCGCAAACGACAAAUUGAAUGACGUGGAAAAAAAAUUAAGGGAUCUCGGUGAUGAAAUGAUUAAAUGCGAAUUGGAAAUCAACAAUAAGUAUAGAGAAGCAGAAGAAAUUUGUCCGGAAAGGGUGGAUACGGAUAAAUCCCCCGUAGAAAUUCAAAAACAAUUGGAAAAAUGCAGGAGGUAUUUAAAAGCUGGGGAAAAAGUUGUGGGAUCGAAAGAGGAAACGAUUAAAAAUUACAAAAUAAAAUUAGAAGUUUAUAAAAACAUGAUGAAAAUGAUAGAAAUAUUAAAAUCCGUUUUGGAAACACUCGUACGAACGACUCGAAAUAAAUUGAAUCGAUUGAAAAUCUUACAAACUCACACGGCGAAUUUAGUUUCUUUUUAUUUCCAGGCGAUAUUGCAAACUCGAGGAUAUGAUGGACAAUUGAAAAUAGAUUUCGAUAAGAAAAUAUUAGAUUUGGAAGUCAUACCAAAAGAUGGAAGUUCGGCGAGAAAAGAUACGAAAACGUUUUCCGGAGGAGAAAGAUCUUAUUCGACGGUAUCGUUUAUACUCGCAGUAUGGAAAAUAGUUAAUUUACCCGUUUAUUUUUUGGACGAAUUUGAUGUUUUUAUGGAUAAGGUUAAUAGAAAGGUUAUUAUGGAUUUAUUACUGGAACAUGCAACUUUGAAUAGUAAUAAACAAUUUGUAUUUAUCACGCCGCAAGAUAUAUCAAACAUUCAAUCUUCGGAAGCAAUAUCUGUGUAUAAGUUACCAGAGCCAAAAAGAAAGGACAAUUAA